GGACACAACUGCAGCUGCAAACUCAGCAACAAGAGCCACGGUUCAGUCAUGUUUGGGUUCCUCUUGCCCCUUGUACUCUUCCUCCUGCCGCUGGCACUGUCUGUGCCCCAGCCGCCCUGCAGCCGCUGCUGUGAUGACCUCCCACCAGCAGAGGACCCCAUGCGGACUGUGCCUGAGGUGCACACAUACAUCAACAUGACUAUCCUUAAAGGUGAUAAAGGUGACAAGGGUGAUAAGGGGACUCCAGGUAAGCCCGGCUUAGAGGGUCCUCCAGGACCCCGGGGCCACGAGGGCCCAAAAGGCUCAAAGGGCCAAGCUGGAGUUCCAGGUGACCCCUGCAAGUCAGAGCACUCAGCGUUUUCAUUGGGACGUCGUAAGGCCCUCCACAGCGCCGACUAUUACCAGGCCCUUAUUUUUGACACUGUCUUCGUCAACAUCCCGGAACACUUUGACAUGUUCACCGGAAAGUUCCACUGCCGCGUGCCAGGCGUCUAUUUCUUCAACGUGAACAUCCACACAUGGAACUUCAAGGAGACCUACCUGCACAUCAUGCAGAACGAGGAAGCGCAGGCCAUUAUUUAUGCUCAGCCUAGUGAUCGCUCCAUCAUGCAGAGCCAGAGCAUCCUGCUGCCCCUCAAACUAGGAGAUGAGGUGUGGGUGCGGCUUUACAAACGUGAGCGUGAAAAUGCCAUCUACAGUGAUGAUGUCGAUGUCUACAUCACCUUCAACGGAUACCUCAUCAAAUCUAGUUUAGAAUGAUAGGCCACUGCUCAGAGGAUUGAAACAAGUUAAACAAGUUAUAUACAAAUUAACCAAAAUGUAAUCAAUCAGCAAAGACAUGUUUACCUAUAUCACCUUCAUCAGAUACCUCACAAAGACAGGGCUAUGGUGAUAGAAGGGAUACAUGGAUAUCUUUAAAUGAUGGGUGUAAAUCUCUCCCAGCAAGACACGUAUACACGUUGGUAAAAGUCAAUUUUACAAAAUUUUCACCUUUACUUUAAAUUGAGAUCCAAACACCAACACCAAAUUAAGAGGAUACUUCUACCUCACUAUAUUUUCGUGAGCUUGAAACUUCUAUUUUAGUAGAACUAUAUGUAUCCCAGUGGUAUUCAUAUAAACAGCAAAGACACAGAGGGUCUAGUCUGAGAUUGCCAUACUGAACACAUGCGGACAUAAACAUACUGUGCCUUUGUCUAGCUCACAGCAGAAAUCUGAAAAAUCAUCUUUGAAGCGUCUUCCUGUAAAACCAGGUUUAUAUCCACAUAGCACCAACAUUUCAAACUUGGACUUUAUUCCGAAAAUCGUUUCUGCAGUUGCCAGAACAAACACGUUUACUUUCUACUAAGUAUUCUUAGGCUUCUGUUCAAAUGCAAAAGUCUGUCAAUUGUAUUACCUCAGAAACCCCAGUGGAUGCAUUGUAUGAAUAGCCAUUGGACACACCUGGAAAACAUCAGGGCUGAAAAUCUGGAAAAACUAGGUCAACUGGUGGUCACCAGACACAUUGUUUCUUUCUUUUUACAAAUUUGUUUUAAAUGAAGUGAACAGAUUUGCACCCAAUGAACCAUAUGAGCGAAUCAGGAGAAUACCUUCAGUUUAUAUAGCCCUCAGUGAUGACCUAGGAUCUGUUUUUGCCUUUUGGCCUAAUGAGCACCACAUAAAUAGAUAUAGAGAAGCUGAUCAUCAGUGUUCUAUUACCCGACUGACCUCUGACAUCAUUUUGUAGUUGUUGGCUUGUUCAAAUAAGAAAGUCUAAGUCUAUUUUGUCUGUACAGAUACGUUUUAGUAAGGAAUAGCUGUGGUAAAGAAAGAUGUUCUGAACAUGAUACAUUUUUGGCCAGUUUUCAUUGUUCCUGUUAAAUGCUAUGGCAUCCACUAAAUUGUGAGGUCAUUAAGUAGUCAAAAUGCAGUGACACUAUUUUGAGCGGCCCUUUUUAGAUUAAAUAAACACUCAACAGACUCUCAGUAACAUAUCAACAACAAAUCAAUGAUGUAGCAGCAUUAAAUACAUUCAGUAGAUUAUCAAACUUAAUAUCCAUAAAAUUGCUUUAGAACCUGCUGAAUUUAGUUGUUUUUCAUUUUAUGUGGUGUCCAGGUUCAUAUCUGUAAAUGUUGGCAUAAGAGAUCAUUGAACAUGAAAAUAGAUUUAAUACAGACCUUCUCAACACCCUCAACAACCAUUCUUUAACUGGAUCUUAACUGGAUUAGGUUUUGGUUAAGGUCAGGAUUAGAGCCAGGAUGAGGGUUAGGAUUAGGUUUUAUAGUUGAGGUUAAGGUUUGGGUUAAGAUUAGGGCCAGGGUUAGGAUUGGGUUUCAUGGUUGAGGUUAAGGUUAGGAUCAGGAUUAGGGUCAGGGUGAGGGUUCAGGUUAGGUUUUGGGAAAGGUUAGGUUUGGUGUAAUGGAAGUAGCAUAUAAAGUCUAAUUCAUUCAUAUCAGUAGUACAUCUACUUAAUGUAAGUAAUGUAUCAACAGUACAUCUUCAAAUUAUUUACUUCAGUGUGUUCAGAUGAUUCUCUAUUGCAAUAUAUCACUGAUAUGUUGUUGUUGCGUUACUGUUACUGUUAAAAGGUCAUUAAUCACCUACAAAAGACACUCACAAUAAAGCAUUACCCACAUUACAUAUAAUGGUACAUACAGUGGCCAUAAAAACUGUUUGGAUGCUGACUAUUUAUGUGGAGAAAGCUUGGAGAAGAACUAGCCAGCCAGACUGCACUAAUAGUGAAGCACAGAGGCAUGGCUGUUUUUCUAACUCAGAAAUGUGUAAAGACAUUCUGGAAAGAAAGUGUUCAACAAUUUGAGAAAAAAAACCUCCAGCUGCAUUUUGAAAGAAUUUGCAAAAAAUAGCUUGGAAUUGUCUGUUUAAAAUAAAUUGCGCUUGGUUUGUCACUUUAUUCUCCAAAAUACUGAAGUAAUAAUGUUAAGCAAAAAAUGUCCAGAUACUUUUUGGUCCCACUGUGCAUGCUACAAGAAAUCUAACACUCCAGGAAAUUGCAUUGGUGUUGCAUAAAAGUCUUUUACAAAACAUCAACACUCUAGUAUAACAAGUUAAUAAUAAUAAUAAUAAUAAUCUUU
This is a messenger RNA of Pygocentrus nattereri (red-bellied piranha), 3069 nucleotides long. RefSeq names its product C1q and TNF related 6a (gene c1qtnf6a). The transcript has 3 exons. Gene Ontology annotation, molecular function: protein binding. Bases 49 to 759 code for a protein of 236 amino acids. NCBI's taxonomy places the organism in Eukaryota, Metazoa, Chordata, Actinopteri, Characiformes, Serrasalmidae. The record is from RefSeq and is a predicted model, not a curated record.